AUGGUGACCAAACUUCAUAACGCCCCACCCUUCCGGGCUGAACAUAUGGGGUCUUUGCUUCGCCCCGAUAAUCUUCUAGAGGUCCGGGCCAAAAUCCGUGAUACCGGUAUCUCUGAAGAGGUAGCGGGUCUCCACAAUGUUGAAAAAGAGGCCGUCGGCGAUGUGGUCAAGAUGCAGCGUGAGCUUGGUUUAAAGGCGGUUUCGUCUGGUGAAUACAACCGAACUCGCUUCUGGGGUCUCAUGUGGGAUGAGUUCGAAGGAAGCGUCCGUCUACAGGACGCAGAUGCCUCGAUGUUCCGCCUAUACCACCCUGACGUCGUUAGCUUGAUUGAGAAGGACCGGAAGGUUAUGCCUGGUGAUUCUGUAAUUGCUGGCUCAAAGCUAUCAUGGAGCCCAUCUCAAUCAUUAUCAAAUCUGCACGAGUUGGAACUAGUACAGCAAGCGCUUCCAGAGAGCGAGUGGAGCGAUAUUAAGCUCACAAUGAUCACACCCGCCUGGUUCCAUAUGCGUUACAAGCAAGGCAAAGCUUACACCCCCGAGGCGUACUCGAACGACGCUGAGUACUUUCAAGGAGUUGCCGCGGUGUACCGUGAUGAGUUGAAUGCGCUGUAUAAGGCUGGCCUACGCAAUGUGCAGUUCGAUGACCCGGGUAUGGCGUACUUCUGUUCCAAGGACUUCCGCAAGGGAUGGGAGGAGGACAAGGACAACAUUGGAACUGUAGAGGACUUGUUGGACGCAUAUAUUCAACUAUACAAUGACUGCCUUAGUCAGGUCCCCGCCGAUAUGCACACAGGAAUUCACCUAUGCCGUGGAAACUUCAUCGGGGGACGCCACUUCUCCGAGGGUUCCUAUGAUAUCAUUGCCAAGAAGCUGUUUGAAAACCUCAACGUCAAUACUUUCUACCUUGAGUAUGAUACCGAAAGGGCUGGUGGCUUUGAGCCUCUCAAGUAUCUCCCUAAGAACAAGAAUGUCGUUGUCGGUGUGAUCAGCACGAAGCUGCGCGAGCUGGAAAACAAGGACGCGAUGAAGGAGCGUAUUUACAAGGCUGCCGAUUUUAUUGCCGCUGGAGGUGGCGAGACCCGCGAAGAAGCCCUGAAGCGCGUCUGUAUUAGCCCACAGUGUGGCUUCAGUACCCAUGAAAGCGGGUAUCCUCUAUCCCUGGAGGACGAAAAGAACAAGCUGAAGCUCGUCCGGCAAAUUGCGGAUGAGAUUUGGGGACAGCCUUAG
Messenger RNA from Penicillium angulare, 1227 nucleotides. RefSeq names its product cobalamin-independent methionine synthase II family protein. The transcript is spliced from 2 exons. NCBI's taxonomy places the organism in Eukaryota, Fungi, Ascomycota, Eurotiomycetes, Eurotiales, Aspergillaceae. Bases 1 to 1227 code for a protein of 408 amino acids. Gene Ontology annotation, molecular function: 5-methyltetrahydropteroyltriglutamate-homocysteine S-methyltransferase activity; zinc ion binding. The record is from RefSeq and is a predicted model, not a curated record.